AUGACUCUACGAACCGUUCUCACUAGGACCGUCGUCAGACUCCCACGAGUUACCGCUUUCCGCCCCUCGGCUUCUCUCAUCAUGAACAGAGGAUACAGCGCGGGAGAUACCGGUGGCAUCCGAUACGGAGGAGAGCAAGCUGGAGACUCCUUCACACGCCGUGAGAAGGCCCAGGAGGACUUUUUCAUCAAACAGCGUGAGAAGGAAAGACUCUCAAAGCUCAGAGAAAAAUUAGCCGCCCAGAGGAAGCACCUAGACGACCUUGAGGAAGAUAUCAAGGAAUUGGAGAAGCAUGCCGGUGGCGAGCACAAUUAG
Molecule: messenger RNA, 315 nt
Organism: Orbilia oligospora ATCC 24927
Lineage: Eukaryota; Fungi; Ascomycota; Orbiliomycetes; Orbiliales; Orbiliaceae
Exons: 4
Coding region: 1-315 (104 amino acids)
Biological process (GO): negative regulation of ATP-dependent activity
Cellular component (GO): mitochondrion
Molecular function (GO): ATPase inhibitor activity
Source: RefSeq, a predicted model, not a curated record